Messenger RNA from Vanderwaltozyma polyspora DSM 70294, 2091 nucleotides. RefSeq lists its product as uncharacterized. Lineage: Eukaryota; Fungi; Ascomycota; Saccharomycetes; Saccharomycetales; Saccharomycetaceae. The record is from RefSeq and is a predicted model, not a curated record. The transcript has a single exon. Bases 1 to 2091 code for a protein of 696 amino acids.
AUGUUUAGAUUUGCUCAACAAUCACAAGUUAUUAAGAGUAGGAUCUCUAACCAAUUUGUUUCUGCAUCCACUAGAAAUUCUUUCAACCACUCUAUUAGAUUCAACAGUGCAGUUUCCCUAGAGAGACAAGAUUCUUCUACUGGAUCCAAUGCUAAUAUCAUUUCAGGUUCAAGUAAGGCAUCAGUUGCUGCCGAUAGAGUACGUCAUAUGAGAAAUCAAUUAAAUGCUUCAAACCCAACUUCCUCAAAUCUGAAAGAAAAAUACAAUAAGAAGAAUUCAAAUAUUAACUCCUCCCAAAUAAAUAUUGAUUCACCAUGGUACAAUCAAGUUUGUGCAUUCGACGACUGUGUUUCUUCAACUCUAAACAUGUCCCAAACACCUAGAAGAAAGAACAUGGGCCAAUCAACUUCUCAUCCUGAUGCUAAUGCAAACCCAUUGUUCUGGGAUUCUAUCGCAAAGUCAAUGAAAUUAUACCAUGAUUUAGUCGAAAAUAGUGUUCCUGAAUUAAAUCCAACACGUACUUCUAAAUUAGUUCAUUUAUUACACAAUGGGUUAAGAGCCAAUAGAAAUCAACUAACUAGAAUGAACAAGAAACCAGAUUAUGAUUCACAAUCAUUCCAUAAGGAAAUGACCAACUAUUUGUGUCAAUCAUUAAGAGAAAUUUCUCAAGAUGUAUUGGGUGGCAAAGUUUCUUUAAAUGAAUAUGGUGCAAUGCACUUAAUUACAGCUUUCAAAGAAUUGCUAUUGUUUGAAGAAGCUGUAAAUAUUUGGAAAGCUGCCAUCAGUGCUGAAUCUACAACUUAUACUUCAACUAUCUUCUUAAACCCAAGAGUUGUUGGUGUUAUUUUACCAAUGUUGUAUGACAACGGAGUUCCAUUUGAAGAAAUUAAGGCAUUAUAUGAAAAGUCAGCUUCAAUGAUCGAUUUCUUCCAUCCAAACUUAUCAGUUGGUAUGAUCAGAGCUUCUUUGGCCGCUGGUGAAAACGAGAUGGCAUUGAUCUUAUUCCAAAGAUUAUGUGAGGAAGCUACUGAAAACAGAUAUGGUUAUUUAAUUGAGACUCAUUUAUCCUUUAUCGGUGAAUGUAGGGAUUUAAAUGUCGCCCAAAGCUUUUUCGAUAAAGCUUUGAAUAACGAAAUGCCAUAUAAAAUCGAUUUACAAGUAUCCUACGUUAAAUCAUUCUUAAGAAACAUUUGGAGCGAAACAGGUGAUUUCCAAAAGGUUUACAAUAUUUGGUAUAAAUCGUCAGCUCAUUAUGGUAGAAAUGUUAAUCACGGUAUUUCUUCAUCAUUAAAUGACACAUUCUUUGAUAUAUUCUUUGAAAAAUAUGCUGACAACAAAAUGGAAGGUUUCCAAGUUUUGCAAAACAUCAUUCAGACUUACAAUAGUAUUAAACCAAUUGACGAACCAUUCUUCAAUAUUAUCUUAACUAAAUGUACAGUCUGGAGAGACAGAGCCAUUAUUAAUUACAUUGAUAGUGCAUAUGAUUUAUAUCACAUUCCAAAAACUAUUGUUGCAUACAGAAUCUUAUUGAAGAUUAUGGGUUCCAUUGAUGAUGUCACUAAUGAGGAGAUUUUAUCUAGAUGGACCACAUUAAUCCUGAAAUCUGAUGACAUUGGUCAGCGUUUCAUUGCGAAUGCUGAUUGGGCUGCCUUAAGAGAUGCUACUAUUACUUGGACUCAACACCAACUAGAUAAAAAUACACGCUCUAGGGCUUCUACUCCUGUUAGUUUGGCAUCAUCUUCUACUGAUUUAUUCGGUAUGAAUCAUGAAUUGGAUCUUUCCCAUCCAGCAUUACAAGCAGCUAACGCAUCUGGUGCAUUCGAUGAAAUUGCACAUGAUGAGCAAAACACUGGUGAACACGCCGGCUCUGCUAACGAAAAUUCUGAUUUAGAAAGAAGAGUGGAAUUAUAUUUAAAGAUUGUCAAACGUUACUCUAUUUACUGUCGUGAUUCAAGACAAUUAUCCAGAUUAACAUCUGGUACUGCUAUAAAGUACUCUGUUCUAGAAAAACAUUUGAAGAGUUUUGGUAAUUUAGAUGCCAGUGAUAUUAAUAUUCCAGAAUUGCAUAACUUGAUUAACAAUUCUGCAUGA